Aspergillus alliaceus is the source of this 890-nucleotide messenger RNA. RefSeq names its product phosducin family protein. Gene Ontology annotation, cellular component: cytoplasm. Bases 89 to 811 code for a protein of 240 amino acids. The transcript has 4 exons. Gene Ontology annotation, biological process: protein folding. The record is from RefSeq and is a predicted model, not a curated record. NCBI's taxonomy places the organism in Eukaryota, Fungi, Ascomycota, Eurotiomycetes, Eurotiales, Aspergillaceae.
CUCCAGUGUAACUUCACUUGGGACCCAGUUUACUUUUACUGAUAUCCUUGAUCCCAAUUGUUUGUUUCUCACGGUAAAUUGCUACACCAUGCAAGUUGAAGUCAACCCCAACGAAGAUACAGAAUGGAACGAUAUUCUCCGCAAACACGGUGUUAUCCCCGAAAAACCUCAGGACCCUGAACCUCUCAUUCAAGAAGCCCUUAUUGAGGCGGAACGCAAAGCCUACGAGAAUCGACUAGAAGAUAAAGAUUUGGACGAACUAGAUGAGUUAGAGGACGAAGAGGAUGAAGCAUUCCUUGAACAAUAUCGAAAGCAGCGUUUCGCAGAGCUCUCCACCAUCCAGAAAACCAGCCUCUACAACCAAGUCUACCCUCUUCAGAAAGUCGACUACGCGCGGGAAGUGACCGAGGCAUCCAAUAUCGCAUUUGUGCUUGUCCAUCUCUCGUCGUCGACGGGUGGCAAUGUUGAGUCGCAGCUCUUGACAGAGCUCUGGCGACAAUUAGCAACGAAGUAUGGUGAUAUCAAGUUCUGUGAGAUUCGCGGCAACAUGUGCAUUGAAGGGUAUCCGGAUAGAAACACGCCGACAAUCUUAGUGUAUAAGGAUGGCGAGAUAAGACGACAGCUUGUAACACUGAGAGAACUUAAGGGUCCCAGAACUAAAAUUGAAGACCUUGAGAGGAUGCUCCUAGAUCUAGGUGCCCUCAAGGAGAGCGAUGUCCGUUUAAAGAAAAAGUCGGAAGACUCAGACGACGACCGUCCGUCAAAGAAUAAAAAGCCUGUGGUGGAAGACGACGAUGACGACUGGGACUGAAAGAGAAUAUUAUAAUCGUUCUGCAAUACUAGAUGUCAUGAAUAAAACUCUUACUCAUAAAAAGAGUUCAGAACCGUUC